Messenger RNA from Parnassius apollo (apollo), 261 nucleotides. The record is from the annotation of a GenBank genome assembly. NCBI's taxonomy places the organism in Eukaryota, Metazoa, Arthropoda, Insecta, Lepidoptera, Papilionidae.
AUGAAUAGUAAGACGGAAGACCGAAAGAAAUGGAUGUUAUAUUUACAAACACUGCAAAGAUACCUUCAUUUUACCGAAGAGGAUCGUAAACCACUCAGAUUACCAAUUUAUUCUGAUACAUCUAAUAAAGAUUCAAAUGAGUUUAAAAUUGGUUUUAAAAAUAAAGAUAGAGAUCUAGAAACUUCAGUUGAUGCUGAACCUUUGUUGGAGGAGAAAAUGAUGAAAAUCAACUUUACCCACCAGCUCAAAUACUCGGUUUAA